Molecule: messenger RNA, 6433 nt
Organism: Morus notabilis
Lineage: Eukaryota; Viridiplantae; Streptophyta; Magnoliopsida; Rosales; Moraceae
Product: transcriptional activator DEMETER
Exons: 20
Coding region: 295-6090 (1931 amino acids)
Biological process (GO): base-excision repair
Molecular function (GO): DNA N-glycosylase activity; DNA demethylase activity; 4 iron, 4 sulfur cluster binding
Source: RefSeq, a predicted model, not a curated record
UCUCUCUCUCUCUCUCUCUCUCUAUCUAUCUCUCUCUCUCCUCUUUGUCUGUUUCACCGCAACGACUGACCAAGAAUUUUCCGGCAUUGACCAAUUCUAUGAGAGACCCAGCUCCGAUAGUGCCAGAUCGGUUCAGGCAAUGAGGUUAAAAGAGAGGAGGAUAACAGAAAACACUCGGCUUUUGGCAUUUCGCAAGCAAAAUUCAGCUGCUUGAGGAGAAUUAGGAUGACCCUGAGAAGCGAGAACUAGGAAAACAAGAGAAAAAUUGGGAUAUUUUCUCAACAGAAUUCAAGAAUGGAUUUUCGAGGCAAGUUUUCGAUUCCACAGCCUGAGGAGAUUCCUUUGGAGAGCUCUUGGAUGCCGGCAACACCAAAGAAGCCACCCAUUUUGGUGAGAUCCAAUUCAGUCUUAGAAAGCCCAAAUGGGAAUCUAGUACCGGGGGGUAUGGCCAAUUGGUUAGAACCGGCAUCAAAUAACAAUUGCUUUGCUGAAAUUUUCAAUACAAAUCCACAAACGGGUCGAAUUCCUGCGCGGUUCGGGUGCGAUGGGAAUCCGAAUGCUAAUGCCAUUGCUGGUUCUUAUCAACAACAGUCUUUGCUUGAUGAGGGUGUAGAUUGGAACAAUAUCUCAUUUCUGCAGCUGUUGCAGCAAGGGGAUAAUCCAGAUUUGGCUGCCUCCGCAAACAGAACGCUGACCGGAGAUGUACAAGCGGCAGCAGAGAUGCCUCUUAUGCCGAUUCAGCGACCCGAAAUGAGCAACUUCCGAGGAGAUUGCAGCUCAUCAGGUGGUCUCAGUUCAGGUUCGAGCUUAAGACCUGAUAUGACCAAUGCACAUUGUCAAGUUGAGAGAAGUUGGAUUAGUUUGUUGCACAGAGAAGGAAAUCGGGGUCCGGCUUCAGACCUGUCAGAUAAUGAUGCUUUCCCCAGAGCUUCCAGGCCAAGCUAUGAUUUGAACUCCUCUCUAAGUAUAAAUUCUCAUGCUCACGCUAAUGUUGCCAACUCGCUUGUUUUCACACCAGAACAGGCCGCAAACCUGGAAAAACAACGAUCUACAUUGGUCACAUCUACAGUAGUUGAAAGCACAAGUCAGGAAAAGGACAAGAUGGGGAAUUUAGUUCAGUACACGGGAGAGGCAAUUCAACACGGUGAUGAACUCUUGCAAAAUAUUGUGGACUCAUCAUCCACCGCCAUUUCUACACAGAAGGAGAAGACAGACUCUGACAAGAAAGUUGACCUAGGCAUUGAUCUGAAUAAGACACCACAGCAGAAACCUCCCAAACGCAAGAAACACAGGCCCAAGGUAAUUGUAGAAGGCAAACCUAAAAGGACUCGAAAGCCUAUACAGCCAAAAAAUACAGUGUCUGGGGAGAACCUUCCAGCAAAGAGGAAAUAUGUACGCAAGAAUAAACCAAAGAAUGUAACAGGUCAAGAGGUCGAUGUUACAGGGGAGACAAGAGACCCUGGUACUGGAACAGCCCAAAAAACUUGCAAGAGAGUCUUAAUUUUUGAUAUGGAAAAGACUGGCGAUGAAACCCACGACAAUGUGGUCGCUCGGCAGGAGGUGCAGAACAUGAAUAAAAGCACUACAAGUAUGGCUGGGAACUAUCAACCCACGGGACUGGGUAAUGGAAUGAAUCAAGCAUGUGGAACGAUGCGAUCUGCACAGAGUGGCUUACCUAAGAGCUUGAUGGUAGAAAACCAGAUUCCAGGACAGAUGAGUAGCGAUACACACUUCACGAGAACGCCACCUGAUAGGCAAGCAGCUCUUGCCCCAUUAGCUUCUACACAGGACCAGCAAUUGAGAAAUUUUUAUGUAACCGGGAGACCUGUAAUAAGUGCCAAUGCUGAUCAAUGGCAAAACAGAACGGCAGAUAAAUACAUUCUCAUGCAGCAACAAACACUUAGAGAAGGAACAGGUCAAAAUGGCCUUCUAGGAAAAGCUGAUUAUGCGAACCUUGAAAGGGCUAAACAAAUUAUCAACCUUGAGAGGAUUAGACUGAUAAUGCAGAUCAUGCCUCAGCAAGCACCAAUGACUCCAUCCAAAUUCUAUGAAGCAAGAGGAUCAAAAAGAGAACAUUGUCAAACCACUGAACAGGCGAACCUAUCGACCUCAAAUCAUGCUGGUUCAUCAUUGUAUGACGAGCCAUAUCAAGUAGAUGAAUAUCACAGAAAUGGGCAUAUACUGCGCACAGGAUUUUUGCAAACCCAUAAGAAAAAUAAAAUUGGGGGUGGCUACAGAGACAUCCAGAACAUGCCUUCUAGCACCAAAGCAGCUGAUGGGGGUUUAGGAAACACUGAAACUAAAAGACCAGAUGAUGCGAAUCCAAUUGGACAGAAAUCAAGACUCAAUUGCACAAUUUUGAAUUCCCAUCUUCAAGGUAGCAGAGUUGCAGAUAGAAUAAACGAUCAGGUAAAUAAAUUUACCAGUGACAUGUAUGUUCAUCCUAUGGCUUCAGGGCAAAAUUCACCAAAGCAGCAAAUUUCAUCCAAGAUACAUUCACAUUCAGAAAGGAUGGGUUCUACCUGGGGGCUGAAUCCAUUUAACGGCAUUUCCACCCAAACCACAAUUGAGAAGUGUAAAUAUCUCGUACACAUACCAUCUCGCCCAGAAGUAUCUACUGGACCAGGAAAUGGCCAGACUUUCCAAACAUGGUACAGCAUGUCAGAAAAGAGGCAGACUGUGGGAGCCCCUCUAUUAAAAUCAGCUUCGUCAAGAGUGGAUAAACUGCAGGAGCCCUCGCCAAAAAGAAGAGGUCCAACGAAAAAGCAAAUUCCAACACUAAUCGACGAGAUCAUAUAUAGACUUAAGAGGCUCGACCUCAACGAAGGUAGCAAUGGACUGCAACAACAAGACCAAAAUGCACUUGUCCUAUAUAAAGGAGAUGGAGCAGUUGUUCCUUAUGGUGGAUUGGAAUUUCUUAAGAAGCGUAAACCACGUCCCAAAGUGGAUCUUGAUCCAGAAACAAACAGGGUGUGGAAUCUUUUGAUGGGAAAGGAAGGAAGUGAAGACGUAGAAGGAACAGAUAAGGAAAAGGAGAAAAAAUGGGAAGAGGAAAGGAAAGUGUUUCGUGGGCGUGUUGAUUCUUUCAUUGCACGCAUGCACCUUGUUCAAGGAGAUAGACGUUUCUCACCGUGGAAAGGAUCUGUUGUUGACUCGGUGAUAGGGGUUUUCCUUACUCAGAAUGUCUCAGACCAUCUUUCAAGCUCUGCCUUCAUGUCUCUAGCAGCUCGAUUUCCUCUCAAGUCAAGGACCUUUAGCACAAAAGACAAGGCCAAAACGAACAUAAUAGAUAGACAAGCACCAAUCUCGAUAUUGAAUCCAGAUGACACCUUCAAAUGGCGCGAAGUAUUUGGUGAACCAAUUAAUAACCCAAACAUUGCAUCCCGUCAUUCUGAGAACCAGUGGGGAAGUGAUAUAAGAGGGACCGAAAGGACCUUGACAGAGGCACAAAGUCAAACUUUGGACGAAGAAUUCAUCUUGUCCCAAGAUUCUUUUGAUUCCACAAUCACUCAAGUUGCUAGUGGAAUAAGAUCCUGCUCAGGCUCCAACUCAGAAACAGAAGAUCCCUGUACUUCAUGCAAACCCAGUAGCGUUCAACUUUCAUCCUCGACUCAUUGUCUACAAAUGGAAAAGAUGACCUCGGUUCACGAAGUUUGCAGUCUUGUGAAUGGAUGUACAGAAUUGAAUGAGAAGUCCAAGCAUAGGUUGGUAGAAUAUGACCAGCUAAAGUUGAGAUAUGAUGCAAUGAAACAUCUUGAUUUCCCUUCAUCCACUUAUUCAGACAGUCCUGACUAUCUAUACAUGCAAUCAGCUGGCCCUUCCACAAGUAAUAAGUUGCACAUUAUAAACGACUCUAGAGUACCUGAAUUAUGUUGCUUUGAAACCUUUAGUGAAGAAAGCACGUCCUCUUGGCAUUCAACUACUUCCAGAUCUGCUAAAGGGCCAGAGGCAGUUUCUAAGAGCUCAAGAACCGGUGAACCAGCUGGAAGUUUUGGUAAUUCCCCCAAGGAACUGAAUGGAGAGUGUAGGUCUCGAGAAGCACGCACAGCUGACCCUUAUCCAUCGUUAAGUAUGCACUUAACAAAUCAACAACGCAUUCCUCAACCUGCACCCGAUAUUGGACAAAAUCAUCAAUAUAAUUGCAGCAGUUAUCAGCAUGAGAGGAACAAUAUGUUCCACUUGGAAGGCGCUUCAUCAACAGAACCUGUAAGACUUGAUGGAGCACACACCAAAAUGAAGAAUGCAACAACGGAGAAUGUCCCAAAAUUCAAUAAGCUCACAGAAAAAACAUUUGAAGCUGUAGAAAGUAUUUCUGCAACAAACACAAAAAUACACACAGAAAAUAGAUUGGCUGAGACAAAUCUAAAGGAGCAAACUUCUUCUCAUCAUGCUUCUGCCGCUGCAAACACAAAAAGUUCAAAAGCCAAAAAAGGAAAUUCCGAGAGUCGUAAAAAGAAUGAAGUUAACUGGGACAAUUUGAGGAAGCAGGUGGAGAGCGAUGGUAGAAAAAGGGAAAGGGGAAAUCACUCGAUGGAUUCACUUGACUAUGAAGCACUUAGAAAGGCCAAUGUUAAAGAAAUCUCUGAUGCCAUCAAAGAACGAGGGAUGAACAACAUGCUAGCAGAACGAAUCCAGGAAUUUCUAAACCGGCUGGUCAGAGAACAUGGAAGCAUUGACCUCGAAUGGUUAAGAGAUGUUCCUCCAGAUCAAGCAAAGAAUUUCUUACUAAGCGUACGAGGACUGGGGUUGAAAAGCGUGGAGUGUGUGCGGCUUUUAACACUCCACCAUCUUGCUUUCCCGGUUGAUACAAACGUUGGAAGAAUAGCAGUACGACUGGGUUGGGUCCCCCUCCAACCACUUCCCGAGUCGCUUCAAUUACACCUUUUGGAACUAUACCCCAUGCUGGAGUCAAUUCAAAAGUAUCUAUGGCCAAGAUUAUGCAAACUUGAUCAACGAACGCUAUAUGAGCUACACUACCAGAUGAUUACAUUUGGAAAGGUGUUCUGCACAAAGAGUAAACCAAAUUGUAAUGCAUGUCCAAUGAGAGGAGAGUGCAGACACUUCGCAAGUGCUUUUGCAAGCGCAAGAUUAGCCCUGCCAGGGCCAGAAGAGAGAGGUAUUGUGACUUCAACCGUUCCUAUACCAACAGAGGACCCCCCCGCUGUUGUUAUCCAUCCUAUGACAUUACCCCCACCAGAGAACGACUUGAAUAAAGAAGUUGGCUCCAAAACUGGAAAUUGUGAACCAAUCAUUGAAGAGCCUGCGACACCAGAAUUAGAAUGCACAGAGAUUUCACAAAGUGACAUAGAGGACGCAUUUUACGAGGAUCCCGAUGAGAUCCCUACUAUAAAACUCAACAUGGAAGAGUUCACAGAAAACUUGCAAACCUACAUGCAAAAGAACAUGGAGCUCCAAGAAGGUGAUAUGUCCAAGGCUUUAGUUGCGUUGACUACAGACGUUGCCUCUAUCCCUAUACCCAAACUGAAGAAUGUCAGUAGACUUCGGACAGAACACCAAGUGUACGAACUUCCAGAUUCACAUCCUCUAUUAGAACGGCUUGAUAGAAGACAACCUGAUGAUCCAAGCCCAUAUCUUCUUGCUAUAUGGACGCCAGGAGAAACUGCAAAUUCAAUUCAACCGUCCGAACAAAGUUGUGGCUCCCAAGAACCAGGCCAACUGUGUAACGAUGAGACAUGCUUCUCAUGUAAUAGCAUGAGAGAAGCUAAUUCACAAACAGUCAGAGGGACAAUUUUGAUACCUUGUAGAACAGCAAUGAGAGGGAGCUUUCCACUUAACGGCACAUACUUUCAAGUUAAUGAGAUGUUCGCAGAUCAUGAUUCUAGUCUCAAUCCAAUUGAUGUUCCUAGAGAAUGGAUAUGGAAUUUGCCAAGACGGACAGUAUACUUUGGAACCUCAGUAACAACUAUUUUUAGAGGCCUAUCAACGGAAGGAAUUCAAUACUGCUUCUGGAAAGGGUUUGUUUGCGUGAGGGGAUUUGACUUGACGACAAGAGCACCCCGGCCUCUGAUGGCCAGAUUGCACUUCCCCGCAAGUAAGUUGGCCAAGGUAAAAAAUGAUGACAAAAGGUAAAGAGUAGAUGGGACCAACGGCUAUCAGAACGAGGCACAAAGCAGGGUCUGUAGAACAAAACACAUAAGAUUACUGACGGGAUGAUACAGAAGAUCAAUGACUAACUUAUUGUUGUACAUUCAACCAUUCUUCCUCUAACAUAAAAUGCAUUCGCCACAUCUCGGCCAGGGAGCACAAAGCAAUUUCAAGACGUGAGAUCCAUAAUAAGAGGAAAGUAGUUUGUACAAGACUAGAUAACCAUUUUUACUAUUUCCGGUCUGCUCGAACCAGAGCAGUCUUCAUUGUUUAGCCAAUUUUCACAACCCCAGAAAAGGAAAUAAUCGAGUAAUUUGAUUCAUUAUAA